Messenger RNA from Erinaceus europaeus (western European hedgehog), 954 nucleotides. Its product is annotated as olfactory receptor 5B12-like. The coding region runs from base 1 to 954 and encodes 317 amino acids. NCBI's taxonomy places the organism in Eukaryota, Metazoa, Chordata, Mammalia, Eulipotyphla, Erinaceidae. The record is from RefSeq and is a predicted model, not a curated record. Gene Ontology annotation, biological process: G protein-coupled receptor signaling pathway; sensory perception of smell. The transcript has a single exon. Gene Ontology annotation, cellular component: membrane. Gene Ontology annotation, molecular function: olfactory receptor activity; G protein-coupled receptor activity; odorant binding.
AUGACUUUGAUGGAGAAUAUUUCUCAGGUGACUGAAUUCAUUCUUGUGGGGUUAACAGAUGCCAAGAAGAUGCAGAUGCCUUUAUUUUUAAUCUUUACUCUCAUCUACUUCUUCACUCUGGUGGGCAACCUGGGCCUGAUCCUGUUGAUUCUGUUGGACUCUCGACUCCACACUCCCAUGUACUUUUUCCUCAGCAACCUCUCACUGGUGGACUGUGUUUACUCCUCAGCUGUCACCCCCAAGGUCCUGGUGGGGCUUCUCCCAGGGGACAAGGUUAUACCCUACAACGCGUGUGCAGCCCAGAUGUUCUUCUUUGCAGCCUUUGCUACCACUGAAAGUUUCCUUUUGGCCUCCAUGGCCUAUGACCGCCAUGCUGCUGUGUGUAAACCCCUGCAUUAUACCACCACCAUGACAAGUACCGUCUGCAUCUUGCUUAUAACUGGUUGCUACAUCUGUGGAUUCUUGCAAUCAUCCAUCCACACUGUCUUCACGUUCCACCUCUCCUUCUGCCAUUCCAAUGUUGUUAAUCACUUUUUCUGUGACAUUCCUCCACUGCUGGACCUCUCUUGCUCUGACAUCACCACAAAUGAGAUUGUGCUCUUCACAUUGGCAGCUUUCAAUGUCUUUUUCACUCUCUUAGUUAUCUUGAACUCUUACCUAUUCAUUUUUGCUGCUAUUCUGAGGAUGCACUCAGCUGAGGGACGGAAGAAGGCCUUCUCCACCUGUGCAUCUCACCUAACCGCUGUUUCUAUCUUCUAUGGGACAAUUAUUUUCAUGUACCUACAGCCCAGCUCCAGUCAUUCCAUGGACACAGACAAAAUGGCAUCUGUGUUCUACACUGUAAUCAUCCCCAUGCUGAACCCUUUGGUCUACAGCCUGAGAAACAAAGAGGUCAAGAAUGCUUUUAACAAGGUGGUAGGAAAAGCAAGGUCUUCACUGAGCCUAAUCUUCUAA